Molecule: messenger RNA, 1485 nt
Organism: Pararge aegeria (speckled wood butterfly)
Lineage: Eukaryota; Metazoa; Arthropoda; Insecta; Lepidoptera; Nymphalidae
Gene: Elav
Product: ELAV-like protein 2
Exons: 1
Coding region: 27-932 (301 amino acids)
Cellular component (GO): ribonucleoprotein complex
Molecular function (GO): RNA binding
Source: RefSeq, a predicted model, not a curated record
UGUCAUUCUUAGACAACAAUUAAAAAAUGUCGGAAUCGUGUCAAGACGGUAAUUGUCAUGGAAAUAAUGAAUUUGGGCCUGACGAAUCACCUACGAAGCUUAUCGUUAAUUAUAUUCCCGAAGUUAUGACGCAGGAUAUGAUGUUUUCACUAUUCUCAACCAUGGGUAAAUUAGAAAGUUGUAAAUUGAUAUCGAACAGAGGGUACGGUUUCGUGGAGUACGCUCGUCCAGAGGAUGCUAUUAAAGCGCGGAAGGCUUUCAACGGGCUGCUAAUGCAAAACAAGACACUAAAGGUUUCACACGCUUUACUCAAUCCAGAGUUGAAACCGCCCUCGAAACCGGAAGCCGACUGGAACCUCUACGUAUGUAACCUGCCCAAUGAACUGGCGUUGCAAGACUUACAUGGACUAUUCGCACAAUUCGGUAAAAUAAUUAAUUCCCGCAUCGCUUCGGGUAUAGCUUUCGUGCUAUACGAACACCAGUAUGAAGCUGAGAGAGCCAUUCACAACGUCAAUGGCUCCACUCCACCCGGUUUUCUACACCCACUAACUGUUAAGUAUGCCAAUAAGAGUAAUCCCAACAGACAUAAAAACAAUAACAACAAUUUCUCUAAGAAUUCCCUCAUAAAGCCUUAUCAAUGGAUUAAUCAUGUGGGUGCUAUAGGAGAUCACAACUCCCCGAGCACAUGGUCGAUAUAUAUUUAUAAUAUUGCUCCUGAAGUAGAAGAAUUGACUUUAUGGCAACUGUUUGGUCCCUACGGUGCUAUUGUAUCAGUUAAGAUAAUAAAAGAUCAUCAGACUAACAAGAGUAAAGGUUUUGGAUUUGUGACAAUGAGGAAUUAUGACCAGGCAGCGAUGGCGAUACAAGCAUUAAAUGGUUAUGUGCUCCAGGGCCAGCCGCUAUCUGUUAGUUUCAAAACACAAAAGAGAUAAUGUAAAAACUGUCCUAACUCUCUUUACAAUAUCAGUACAUUAAUUAAUAGACAAAAUGACUCCUUUUUCAUUGAUACACAUCAAUUAUCAAAAUUAUCAAAAUAGUGCUGAGAUGUAUUCCCAUUUACAACAUUAACUUAAGUGCGGUCGGUCAACUCUUGUUAAAAGAUUAUAUUACUUUGAGCUAUCAAUAUUGUUAAGUUUGUUUCUUAUUAUGAAUAAUAAUUUAUUCAGUUUGCUCGUUAAAUGUUUCAAGUUUACUAGACGUUUAAGAUUUGUAUUGAAGAUUGUUGUUUGGAAGUUCAACAUCAGUUGUGAGCUAUGUGCUUUGAUUAUUAUUUUUUAUCUAUUAUUUAAGUAUAAUAUAUACCAUUAUAAUGUGCUUUUACAAGAUCUUACUAAUAAUAUAAGCCACAUGAAGAUGUUUAAUCAGCUACUAGUUUUAGUUGUACACUUUUUAUAACAUGAUGUCUAUUUAGGUAGUGAAAACAAAAUCUAGAUUUUAUCAUAUUUAUACAUUUAGUAUAAAAUUUGCUGAAUUAAAAUUCAUUUU